Molecule: messenger RNA, 832 nt
Organism: Paramecium octaurelia
Lineage: Eukaryota; Ciliophora; Oligohymenophorea; Peniculida; Parameciidae
Source: the annotation of a GenBank genome assembly
AAUUAAUUUAACAAUUUAAAUGGACAUCGAAUAAUAGGACGACAAUUGGAUGCCUCUCGAAUCCAAUCCUCAAGUUAUGAAUGAAUAAGCAAUCAAAUUUGGUAUCAUAGACUUCCUAUAUUGAGGCAUUAAUAUUGAUGUAGCAUAAUUCCAUGAUUUAUUGGGAUUCGAAGAUUGGGCUUUUGAGAUGAUACCCCAGCCUAUUUAUGGUGUUGUGUUUAAUUUCCCAAUUAAAGAGAACACAGAUCAAUUUGUCUAGCAAGAGGCAGAUCUAAUUCAAGAAAAAGGGUAUCAGAUAUAGACUUAUGUAGUCAACACGUAUCUCCAAAUCUGUUCUAUAUGAAAUAAUUGGCCAAGAAUGCUUGUGGCACAAUCGCGAUGGUUCAUGUUGCUCUGAAUGUUGACCCUGCUAUAAUUCAAGAGGGAAGUUAUUUGGCAGAGUUUAGAAAGAGUGUUUAAGGGAAGACUCCUCAAUAGAUCGGAGAAGCCUUCAAGUAGGCUAAGGAAUUGAAAUAGGUUCACAAGGAGGCUGUUGAAUAGGGGGAAAGCGCUUGUUGUGACGAAGUUGAUCGUCAUUUUGUUGCUUUUGUUUUAAAGGAGGGUGAUAUUUAUGAAUUGGAUGGAUGCAAAGUAAGUUGAGGUCAAUAAUUCAAUAGAAAUUCCCGAUCAAUCAUGGCAAGUCGACCCCAGAAACAUUUUUGGCUGAUGUUUCCAAAGUCAUCCAAAAGUUCUUCGAAAGAGAUCCCAAUGAAGUGUCAUUUUCUACAGUUGUUUUAGCAAAGGCUUUAUAGGAAUGAGAAUGCAUUAAUAUAUUAAAAAUUGUUGUAUUGUU